AUGUUAGGCUACGGCGGGUUUUCCAACGCCAGCCCUCUGUCCAACUUUUACAAGACUAGCUUCGCAUACAGUGGACACCACUUUGAGUACUCCGAGUGCGCUAUUAUGCACAAAAAGGCCAUCACUUUUGGCGACCAAAUGAGCGCCGAUAAAGUGCUCAAAUGCCGGUCGCCGUGGAUGGCAAAGAGGUUGGGCCGAGACGUGAAGCCAUUUGAUCCCAAGAAGUGGUUCGAAGCCAGGGAUGAAAGAUGACAGACACUUAACACUAACGAUAAGACAAUGGAUGUGAUCGGCGGUGACACUGAAGAUGAGAGGGGUCGGUCUGAGGCGACCAUCAGGUUUGUGGUCAACGAUAUCAACCAAUUGGCUGAUGAGCACAUGAUGUCCGCCACCAACACAGACAUCGAGGAGAUCGUCACCGUUAAGAGUGUCCACGUCUUCCACCUGUCAUUCAACGCCAAUGAACGCGAAUAUGAGUUGAAUUCAGUGAUCAAAGACCAAAACCUGAGGAUAUUUCGGGAACUCAUCGACGGAAGAGUCGACUCAACCGCAAGAGAUUUGUCGCAAAGACUGGCAAUCAUUAAAUGCAAGGAUUGGUUCUACCCGUUGGAGAGGGAGAAGACUCGGGUCUUCCGCUUCCGUCAGCAACGGCUGUGUUAUCUCUUU
Molecule: messenger RNA, 666 nt
Organism: Medioppia subpectinata
Lineage: Eukaryota; Metazoa; Arthropoda; Arachnida; Sarcoptiformes; Oppiidae
Source: the annotation of a GenBank genome assembly